AAAACCCUAGAGGAAGUAGCAAUUCCGCAGAGGAACACUCCUUCGCCAAACCAGAAAAUGGCCGCCGCCGCCCGUCCCCUCGUCUCCGUCCAAGCCCUACCUUCAAUGAACGAUAUGGCCGCUGAUUCUCCGGCCACCGUUCCUCUACCCGACGUCAUGAGGGCCUCUAUCAGACCCGACGUCGUGAACUUUGUUCACUCUAACAUGUCGAAGAACAGCCGGCAACCCUACGCCGUCUCCAAGAAGGCUGGCCACCAGACCUCCGCCGAGUCCUGGGGUACCGGCCGUGCUGUCUCUCGUAUCCCCCGUGUUCCCGGUGGAGGAACUCACCGCGCCGGUCAGGGAGCCUUCGGAAACAUGUGUCGAGGCGGUCGCAUGUUCGCUCCUACCAAGAUCUGGCGCCGCUGGCACCGGAGGAUCAACGUCAACCAGAAGAGGUACGCCGUCGUUUCCGCCAUCGCCGCCUCGGCAAUCCCUUCUCUGGUGAUGGCUCGCGGCCACCGGAUCGACACUGUCCCCGAGCUGCCCCUGGUGAUUAACGACUCUGCCGAGGGGGUCGAGAAGACAUCCACCGCCAUCAAGCUGCUGAAGGAGAUCGGAGCUUAUGCUGAUGCUGAGAAGGCGAAGGACAGCGUGGGGAUUCGUCCUGGAAAAGGUAAGAUGAGGAACAGGAGGUAUAUUUCUCGCAAGGGACCUUUGGUUGUGUAUGGAACUGAAGGCGCUAAGCUGGUGAAGGCCUUCCGCAACAUUCCUGGAGUGGAAGUGGCCAAUGUGGAUCGUCUGAAUCUUUUGAAGCUUGCCCCUGGUGGCCACUUGGGUCGAUUUGUCAUCUGGACUAAGUCGGCUUUUGAGAAGCUUGACUCCAUCUAUGGCUCCUUCGACAAGGCUGCUGAGAAGAAGAAGGGUUAUGUGCUGCCUAGGGCUAAGAUGGUGAAUGCUGAUUUGGCUAGGAUUAUCAACUCUGAUGAGGUUCAGUCUGUGGUGAAGCCCAUCAAGAAGGAAGUUAAGAGAGCACCAUUGAAGAAGAAUCCUCUGAAGAACUUAAAUGUGAUGCUCAAGUUGAACCCAUAUGCCAAGACCGCUAGGAGGAUGUCCUUGUUGGCCGAGGCCCAGCGCGUGAAGGCCAAGAAGGAGAAGCUCGACAAGAAGAGGACUCCCAUUAGCAAGGAGGAGGCGUCUGCUAUCAAGGCUGCUGGGAAGGCCUGGUACCAAACGAUGAUUUCUGAGAGUGAUUACACCGAGUUCGAGAUCUUCUCCAAAUGGCUCGGUGUGUCCCAGUAAAUUUGGGGUAGUUUGUUUGUUUGUUUGAGUUGUGCUUUAUCCGUUGUCUACCAGUUUUGUUUAUUUGAUGGAUCAUGGAUGUUAGGGAUUUUGAUUUUGGUGGACGUGAAUGGCAAAGUUGUUCCUUAUUGCGGAUUAUUACUAUUAUUAUAUACGUUACUAGCCUAUAGCCCGGCUCGUUGGCCGCAUUUGUUUAAGGAAAUGGAGUUAUAAUAUCUAUAAUGAUAGUGUCGAGAAAUGAGUCUUGUUUUAUAUUAUCAUAAGAUUGUUGCAAUUUUGCAAUUCGUUGAAGACGAACAUGUAAUAUGAAUGAACAUUCAUAAUAAGUUAAAAAUACAUUUGAAGAUUAGCUAAUCACAAUAAAAAUACUUACAUGAAAUUUUACUAAUCACAAAUCUAAUCUAGUUGAGUAUUACGACAAAUAACAUGCAAGUCCAAAAUAAGAAAACUCAAUACAUUGUCUCAUUGUUCAUGACAUGGUACUCAAUUCAACAAAGGCAAAAAUAAUUUCACCAACACAAGUUCACAAUAACCAAAUGCAUCGUUCCAGGGACCGACUGUGACCAUGACUUCAAAUGUCUGUUCUCCAAGCAUGUUCAGAAGGGCCAUAUAGUCAGCAUUGACAACAUCUGCAUGACUGAAUACAGAUUCAACAAUCGUUCGUAACUGUGAUGACGGGAAGACGAUGUCAACACCAAUGAAUUCGUCCUCAAUUGUGAGGUGGACGAAAUGGAUUCUGAUCCAGGGGAGCAGGACGUCGUCAAAUUCGUUACACGUCCGGAUAACAAAAAAGAGGUGCCCUGAUGUAAACACAGAAACGAAUAUUGUCAAAGCAAAUCGAUAAAAUGCAGCAUGCCACAAAAGGCGUACGAUUAAAAAGAAAUUUAUUUGUUUAGUUACCUGAUUUUCGACAUCCACUUGCAACAUAAUGAGAUCGAUGGUGUCGGCACGCUCACAAAUUUCAAGAGCAUCAUCAUAUUGCAGAUUAGCAAUAAAACCAUGGGGAAGCCUAUAUAUUGGACUGUAAGUUUUGGCAUUAAGUAGUGAAAAAGAAUCGAAAUUACAUGAUGUAGUAUUUGUUGGAUGCAUGAGCAGUACUUACUGAUUGAAUUGAGGCAGGCCCGCCAUAUUGAAUGCAAUUCGCACGGUCAAUGGAACCGAAGUGUUUUGAAUGGGAAGUAGUAAACGGAAAUUGUAACAUGAGAGAAAGUGGUAUCUCCAUUAUAUAAAGGACAGAAAGUGAUUCUACACACGUGAUUUACUUGGCCGCAUGCAGUGGAGUACGUGUGUGUGUGGAAAGUGGGAUAGUGGGGGAGUGGAGAAGGAUUUGUGGCCUCGUGGGGGAGUGGAGAAGGUUGGCCAUUUAGAGUUCAAGAGGCGGGUGUGUCAAGGAACUCAAGACCCACCUUUUUUUUUUUAGGGGAACGACCCACCUUCUUAAAAUCAAACAUGCGCCUUCCUUUUAUUUUGUUGCAAUUAAAAAUUCAAAAACAAAAGAAGGUAAGUACAGAAUAAAAUAUAAAGAGAAGAAAAAUCAGUUCACUUUUCCCAAAAAAGACCUAGCAGCCGC
Molecule: messenger RNA, 2851 nt
Organism: Linum trigynum
Lineage: Eukaryota; Viridiplantae; Streptophyta; Magnoliopsida; Malpighiales; Linaceae
Source: the annotation of a GenBank genome assembly